AGUAAGCUCAGUUGAAGUUGGCUUGGGGAGUUUUUUUUGGGAAAAACUAGUGAAUGAUGAAGUCUGUAGUUCCUAUUAUCAAGCCCACCUCUGAGUUGGGCAGAGCUGAGAAAAGGAAGACUCUCUUCAAGAGGAAAAGCAGGUACUCUUCCUACAUCUAUAAGAUGCUGAAGCAGGUACAUCCAAGAAAUGGGAGCUCCAAGGAGUUGAUCCAGAUGAAGCUGUCAUCAUCCCUGUUUGACCAGAUAGCUGUUGAGGCUGCCAGGCUUUCUCUCUACAAUAAGAGACGCACCAUCACCAGCCAAGAAGUUCAGAAUGCUGCAGCACUUUGUCUCCAGAGGGCCCACUAAACCAGCAUUCAAUGACUCCUCUAUUGUGAAUUCUGUUAACUUAAUGAAAUGUUUUUAUUUUUGAAUAAAGCUUUGAUAUCCA
Chiloscyllium plagiosum (whitespotted bambooshark) is the source of this 432-nucleotide messenger RNA. The record is from RefSeq and is a predicted model, not a curated record. Lineage: Eukaryota; Metazoa; Chordata; Chondrichthyes; Orectolobiformes; Hemiscylliidae.